Molecule: messenger RNA, 1555 nt
Organism: Neurospora tetraspora
Lineage: Eukaryota; Fungi; Ascomycota; Sordariomycetes; Sordariales; Sordariaceae
Exons: 1
Coding region: 77-1555 (492 amino acids)
Source: RefSeq, a predicted model, not a curated record
CACAUCUUUUGCCCUCAUAUCCGAGAACACCGCCCACACACACACACAGCUCCAUGCGCCUUCAGGCAUCAUCACCAUGGGCAGUACGCUGGUUAGUACCCGAGACUUGGGGCACUCCGAGUUUACGACGACGUGGCCAACGCUGUCGGAGGAUCCCACCCCCCAACGACCUCUUGUCGGGCCAGAGCAAAAGCUCAUGAUCCAGGCUCUGACAGGAGCGUACACCUCCAACUUUAGUCUCUGCAUGUGUCUGCCUGAUGUCAUGAAUAUCUGCAUCAAAAACACGGCAGUGGUAUUGCUCAGCACGGCGAACUCAUUGGCCGAUGAUGUCAAGGACGGCAAAAACGAAUACGCUAUCCUCCUCCAUGCCAUCCCUACUGGCCUGCACGACUCUUUAAUUCAAGGGACACUGGUACAUGACUACGCCACAAGCUCAGUCAAGUGUAUCGAAGAGCUGGGCGAGCGCGGCAACUAUCCAGGGGUAUAUGCUGUUGGCAUUGCUUUUCGGGAACGCGAGGAUGCUGAAGAAGGCGCGUUUCUGAAUUAUCGAGAGUGUACCGAAGUCAUCCGCAUCCUUGAAAACUACGCGGCUGCCUACCACCUGCUGGCAAACAGUCAAGAAGGCUCCCAGUUGCCCCCCAACUCCGGGAAAAUCAUCCAAGACGCCUACAAACUUGACAAGAUUUGUGGAUAUCCACAUGAGGCCAAUGAAGAUGCAUCAGCUGGCACUACACUUCACUACCUCCCAACUUUCGGUAGUGCAAACAUACACAAGCUGGAGGUGUUCAUCGAAUCCUUCCAAAGACGAGCCAAGCCUCUCCAAAAGCUUGACAAUACAGGGAGCGCUUUUAUGCAUCAAGGGCCCUUGUACGUAGGGUGUACAACAGGUCAAAUGUCUGAACACCUCAAGCAGCACCGUUACGAGCCCUCGAUGUCCGCCUUGCCAAUGAAGAAUAUGUUUCUGGCCCUUACCAUUGGCGCGCUGCUACAAAUUGGCCUAAAGCCCUACACCGUUGGAGUGCCUAUCCUACCCGUUUGGGUUGGAGAACACCUUCCCUUGGGCGAAAGACUGGUCACCAUGCUUGCAAGUUCGCUGAUAUCCCAGGGCGGCUUCAACGGCGUUCAGGCUGGCUCGAAAACGGGUCAAGACAGCGACGAGGCAGGCCUGUAUGUCGCGGAAGAGACAACGUACUUUAAGAACAACCUGGAUCGGACAUUGGCUGACACGGACCGAUUUCACACUGAUACCGAGGGCGUUGAGAACUUGAAUCGGUAUUUGCACUUUGUCUUAAGAGGCGAGCUCGAAAUGAAGCUCCUAAGCAUCGAGAUGUUACUCAGCGAACUGGAGAAUGACACAGCUAUGCUUAUGGACAUGGGGGCGCGAUUUGGUGUAGAGUUCCGCCGAGCACAGGAGCGUCAACGGGCCAUCAUCAAUCAGUACAUGUUCAACAAGACGUUCGCCCAACUAGUGGGAAGCAUUGCACGUCGGCUGAACCUUGAUGACGAGGACACGAUCCAUGUCGAUGCCAGCAACCCUUGGCGGACAGAAGAUUAG